Messenger RNA from Saprolegnia parasitica CBS 223.65, 411 nucleotides. RefSeq lists its product as hypothetical. NCBI's taxonomy places the organism in Eukaryota, Oomycota, Saprolegniomycetes, Saprolegniales, Saprolegniaceae. The transcript is spliced from 2 exons. The record is from RefSeq and is a predicted model, not a curated record. The coding region runs from base 1 to 411 and encodes 136 amino acids.
AUGGCCCAACCAUCUAUCGACCAGUACGAGUCUGCGCAAUGGAUUGGGUCGAAGCCACCCUUCCACGCGCACACCUGCGGCGGUGGCCGCCGCCACGUAUCGUCAGCCCGACCACAUUCUACCGCGCUACGGCUCAUCAAGCUGGGAGCCGUCGUGGCUCGCACCCAGCUCUACUUCCUUGGCGAUGACGCCCAAGGCUGCCCCGUCUGUGGUGCUCCCGAGACGUACGAACGUCUGCUCGGCUGCGAAUUUGUCUCCACGGUCUGGGCCGUCUUUCGGCCGCUCGUCGACGCGCUGGAGCUGGAACUCCCCUCGACGCUGUCUGCGCUCUUGUUUGAACCGCUGCUGGUGAGUGCUCCACACCGUCUGGCUCGCCUGAAACGACCGAGUCUUCCGUCCCGAGGUGCCUGA